AUGGUUUCCACGCUCCUUCCAUUGGUUGUCCUUGCGACUCCAGCCGUUUCUACCAUUUUGUCAAAUGGAACAUACCCAGCUUCAGCACUUGAUGAUCAAUUGUCAUGCACCACCUCAUUUGCUUCAAUGGCACCAUACAACAUUCUUACAUCCUCCAAGACAGAGACUUCAACCAGGAUUGAUACAAGUAUAGUCACCUAUACUCCCUCCAUGUCCUUGACCCUGCAAGCAAGUACUCUUACUGUUGGAGAAUUCGCCACCACCACCGAAACAACUAUCGUUCCUCAAGUUACCGACACAUUUUACAGUACAUCAACUUGUCUCGCUACAACCUCUAUCACCAGUGCUAUUGUUGAGACAGAGACUAAUACUGCUACAACCACAAUCAGUGCAAGUCCAGAAACUGUUUACAUCGCAGCUCCAUAUGGCUUUACACCCAUCGCUUCGGCUGUUCCUGGUGUAGCCAAGCGUAGUGAAUGUGGACCGGCCCAGCCUUCCCAGGAACCACUCACCGUUACAAUGACAGUAACAUCUACCCUCGUUUAUUCAAACGAUGUGUACUAUACUGUAACAAAGUCAGGCGAGUGGAACCACCAAUGGCCAAACACCUUGCAGUCUCUCACAAAAACUACCACCGAGUCUCAAUCUGCUUCAGAAGCUGAGGUCCCAAGUACAGGAGUGGCUGGAUUAGCUCCAUCUGAGUCUGCUCCAUCUGAAUCUUGGUCUAGAUAUCAUUACCAUAACUCCCCAUCUCGCCAAAUUGCUGCCUCCGGAUAUGCACCAUCGAUCAGUGAGCAUAUGAGCACAGCUAUCAGUAGCGACAUCAAACCACUUGAAGACCCAAGUCCUUCCAUGUACGCACCAACUGGCGUCAUUCCCCCUGGUGGAGCCAGCGUCACCCCCGUAAGCGCAAACUCAACCAUCAGCUCUGCCCCCGCACCUAGCUUCGCUCACAGCACAUCCUACCCAGCAGCGGUUGACUGUACAUCCACCUUAAACAUUGGAUCUAUCACCACAAUCACCGAAACAGCAGCAAUGGUUACCAAUCUUGCAACUCCAUACAUCACAGAGACUUCAACCUCCACUAUAACAACAACAACAAGUGUUAUGGAAGAGGAUUGUUCCGCCACCCUCGUCGCUACCGAAUAUUCAACCAUCUCAAGUAUCAUCUUAGCCACUUCCACAACAACCCUCACAGCCACCCAAACCGUCAGUGAAGUUUCCGGCGCAACUCCUACCACCUACGGCGCUUGUGCCGCUAACAACAUGAUCUCCUCCGUCAACGGAGCACCCGUUACACAAGUGCAAUUCCUGACGAAUGUCCUCUCUUCAUUGAAGACAAACUCGGCGUAUGAUUGUUGCGUAGCAUGUCAGACCGCUGCAGGCGGUUGCGCUGGUUCCGUCUAUCUGAAGAGUGGCGCUUGUUAUUUGGCUGCACCAGGCGCAACCUGUGGGGUUAACAGCAUCAUCACGAAUAAAUUUCAUACUUCGCCAUCGGCAAGUACUGCUGGUGCCUUUACGGUUUCGAAUGGAAUGUGUGGACAGAUGAGCUAUAGUGCGUAUUGA
Botrytis porri is the source of this 1566-nucleotide messenger RNA. RefSeq lists its product as uncharacterized. The coding region runs from base 1 to 1566 and encodes 521 amino acids. NCBI's taxonomy places the organism in Eukaryota, Fungi, Ascomycota, Leotiomycetes, Helotiales, Sclerotiniaceae. The transcript has a single exon. The record is from RefSeq and is a predicted model, not a curated record.